This is a messenger RNA of Capsaspora owczarzaki ATCC 30864, 2191 nucleotides long. RefSeq lists its product as hypothetical. Gene Ontology annotation, biological process: translation. NCBI's taxonomy places the organism in Eukaryota, Filasterea, Ministeriida, Capsasporidae. The transcript has 9 exons. The record is from RefSeq and is a predicted model, not a curated record. Gene Ontology annotation, molecular function: structural constituent of ribosome; methyltransferase activity. Gene Ontology annotation, cellular component: mitochondrial small ribosomal subunit. The coding region runs from base 19 to 2121 and encodes 700 amino acids.
UUCUCCAAGUGCAUUUGAAUGCUUCAACGCGGCUGCAACAUGUUAUUGCGUCCCGUUGUCAAUGCAACCACCACUAUUGCAUGCUCCUCUCGAUUGUGCUUGUCAACAGGAGCAAUCGUUCCUGCUGUAGUAGUGGGUCGCCGAGACAUGUCGUUGCCGACCGCUCAGACUGCGUCGCUGCAUCGCCCGACUGCCACAUCUGCGACUCUUACAACUAGUGCGCCAGGGACCUCGUCUUCAUCGUCAUCAUCGUCGUCAUCGUCGUCAUCGCCGGCAUCGGCCCGCGGCAGGAUUGACGAGCUGCGCCAGUCACUUCGCGACACGAGGACGGUCCUCGACCAGAAGACGCAGCGCCAAGUCGCACAAGGCGAUCCGCGCAGGAGCCGUCGUGCAGCUCAAGCAAAGAGCAAGGCUGCUCGGUUGCUGGAAGGCGAAUCACAGGCGGACGCUGCUGAGAACAGGCCGAACGGGCACAUGGACGACGAUCGCUCAGCCGCCGAGGACGCGUCCAUGCAAGGCAACCGAGCUCAUGCAGAUGCAGAGACUCUGACAAUCGACCAAGAACAAGACGAAGCGUUUGAAUACGAGGGCGACGACGCACAGCCAAUGUCGCGAAUUCCGGAGGGAUCGUAUCGACUCGGCUUGUCGGCAGUUCCAGACCCGUUGAACAAGGCACUCACGCGAGUCAUGCACGCCACCCAUCGAGUACAGCUCAAGCAGGACAUCCUGAAACUGCAGCACUUUUUGUCCCUGCGGUACAAGGCGAGAAAUUCUGCUGCAGAGCUCAAGCUCAUUCAGAAAGACGUCGUGGCAAAGAGGAAGCAAGCCGAAUUCCGGAGCCGCUAUGCAAUGCUACGCGAAGAAUCACAACUUGACCAAGAAGAGGAGAUGGAGGAGGGCAUGAUGGACGAGAGCGAAAUGGAAGCAUCCGACCCGAACGCCGAGCCGUUGGAACUGUCGGACAUCUCCGCGGACGAUAUUGCAGAGAUUCAAGAGGUGGAGCUCGAUGAACUCGCGUCUGCCAGUGAUGAGGACGCACCAGAGCUACCCUCCCUGGAAACGAAGUUUAGCAGCAUGUUCCGGCCUGUGCCAUUGGAACGAACGUCCGAUGAAAUGCUGCUCAAGAAAAUUGCCCACGCGCCAAUCAUGUUUGACGGCCGCGUUGCCCUCGCGCACGGCAUUGCUCAGUCCGCCCUCGACUAUGCUGCAGUGGACCGUAUUGUGUCGGAGCUUGUGAAACGGUACGGGGACCAACUGAACCUUGCCUCUGUUCUUGAUUACGGAUCGUGUUUGGCCACGGGAAGCUGGGCUGCACGAGCGGUUUUGCCGUCAUUCAAACGCGCGACUUUUGUCCACGUCUCUCAAUCUGUUUUGGACUUGGUGACAAAGACUUCGCGAGAUUCUGAGCGACAGUCAACAUUCACUGAACUCAGCUUGCGCAGCUUCUUGCCAUCAACCUCAUCGGACCUGGUACUCGGCGUCAACGCUCUUGCUGAGCUCGCGCCAGAACGAAAGCUGCCGCUGGUCGAGCAAUUGUGGGAACUAACCGCGCCAGGUGGAUUUCUCGUGUUGGUCGAGCAUUCUGAUCGACUUGGCUUUCAUGACGUCAUGGCCGCACGAAAGCACCUCCUGGAACUUGAACGUGCCAAGGCCAGUGAAUUGGGCACGGCAACCCAGUGUCAUGUGGUAGCGCCGUGCCCUCAUGAUAAUGAGUGUCCGUUGAUUGCUAGCAUGUCACUCGACAUUUGCUCCUUCCGCCAACGAGCGCGGUUGAAUGAAUCACGAACGGCGGUCAAGGCAUUCCAAAAGUUUGGCUACUUUCCUUCGUACUUUACCUAUGUGGUGCUGCGGAAGGCCAGCCGAGAGGAGAAGCCUGUGCCACAAGCGACCUGGGCUCGGAUUGUUCUAGAAGAACCGGCGCUACAUCGAAAUCAAGUUGCGACGCAUCUGUGCACUGCGGAAGGUGAGCUCGUGCGUAACUUUACAGUGGGCAAAGCUGUUGGUCCUGCCUUGUACAAGGCUGCCAAGAGGCGAUACCAGCAAGAUUUGGUUCCGGUGGCCGAGUAUCAACAGGCGAUGAACAGUCUGCGCGAGCAUCGAAAUGCCCCUCGCUCUCGCUGAGCACAUGCCCACUCGAUAUUAUAUUGUGUAUUGCCAUGUAUUCUAAUUUCUAUAAACUCGGUUUCCUCGC